Fusarium oxysporum Fo47 is the source of this 1906-nucleotide messenger RNA. RefSeq names its product Alpha/Beta hydrolase protein. The transcript is spliced from 3 exons. NCBI's taxonomy places the organism in Eukaryota, Fungi, Ascomycota, Sordariomycetes, Hypocreales, Nectriaceae. The record is from RefSeq and is a predicted model, not a curated record. Bases 1 to 1719 code for a protein of 572 amino acids.
AUGCUUCUGCCCUUCCUCAUAACCCUGCCCCUCCUGUUCCUGGCGUUCCUGGCGAUCAUCAUCCUCCUGGACCUCCUGGCCCUCGAGGACCUCGAGGACUUCCCAGUCCUCCUUCCCCUCCCUCUCCCUCUCCCUCUGCUCCCGCUCCCGGCCCUCCCCACGUUUCCCCUCCAGGCGUUCCUACUGCUCAAGUCUGCAACGGAACUUACCAGGGCAAGCAUGACACCACGCCCGUUGCGUUUCUCUUCACCCAAGUCUCUUGAUAAGGCCUGGAAGGGACCUCGAUCUGCCACUGAGUUCGGAUGGAUGUGUAUUGGUUACGGCUCUGAUACCCAGAGCCUCGGUAACCCUGUCAAUGAGGACUGCUUGACCAUUAACAUCGUACGACCUUCUGGUGUCAAGGCCGGAGAUGAGCUCCCCGUUGGUCUUUGGGUUCAUGGAGGCAGCUACACCAACGGCGGUUCCCGAGACCCUAGGUACAACCUGAGCUACAUCGUUGAUCAAUCGGUCAAGGAGGGUAAGCCCAUUGUCGCUGCCUCCAUCAACUACCGUGUGUCGCAAUGGGGUUUCCUCUUCAGCGAAGAGAUGCAGAAGGAGAAUGCUGGUAACUUGGGCUUCAAGGAUCAGCGCCUGGCUAUGAGAUGGCUUCAGGACAACGUCGCGGCCUUCGGUGGUAGCCCCGACAAGGUCACUAUCUGGGGAGAGUCUGCUGGCGCUCGAUCCCUGGGUAUGCAGCUUGUCGCUUACGAGGGCCAGCACAACAGCCUCUUCCGUGCUGCUGUUCUCGAGUCAGGUAGCCCUGUUGCGCUGUUCAAGGAGGCUUCUGAUUGGCAGGAGUACUAUGACGCUCUUGUCAAGAAGACUGGAUGCGACUCUGCCUCCGACAACCUCGAGUGUCUUCGUGGCCUUCCUUGGGAGACCCUCAACAACAUCUUCAACAACACUACCCCUCUCGACGUCACCGCCCCUACUCUCACUGCUGUGAUCGACGGUGACUUCAUGACCGCCCAGGCCUCUAAGCUACUUCUGGCUGGCAAGUUCGCUCACGUUCCUCUUCUCAUGGGUAACAACUUCGAUGAGGGUACUGCCUACGGUAAGAAGGGUAUCAACACUACCGAGCAGUUUCAGUCCUGGCUCUCCAGCCUCGGCCUCAGCCAGACUCAGGUCGCUACUGCUACUACUCUGUACCCUGAUAUCCCUGAUGAGGGGAUCCCCGCAUCUUUCAUUGGCCGUCCUACCAACGAGUAUGGCUCCCAGUGGAAGCGUGCCGCCGCCUUCGCUGGUGACUUCCAACAGCACGCUGGACGACGUCUCUUGGCCCAGGUCUACUCGGCCUCUUCCAUCCCCGUCUUCUCCUACCUCUGGAACGUUUACGUCAAUGGCCUUCCCGCCAUCCUUGGAGCUACCCACUUCCAGGAGGUUGCUUUCGUCUUCAACAACGUUAAGGGUGUUGGCUACAAGCCCAACCCCUUUGAAGGCAAGCCUGAGACUUUCGUUGAGCUUGCUGACCUCAUGAGCAAGAUGUGGGUUUCUUUCAUGCACGACUUGACCCCCAAUACUGUCAAAACUGCUCCCAGCCAUGUUACCUGGCCUCAGUACACGCUUGCAGAGCCUCUUAACAUUGUCUUCGAUGUCAACAAGACUGACCUCAGCUACACUGCUGUCGACAACGUCCGAAAGGAGGAGGUUGCUUUCCUUCUCGACAGUGUCUUUGCUUAAGUUCGUGGCCAGCAGUCAACACGUUGGCUAGCUGUAAUGUAUAAUAGGGUGCCAUUCUAACAUCCUUUCUAGGGACGUAUCGGCCAGAUGGCCGAAGCCCUUUAACACUUUGUAUAUAGCCUUACCUUCCAUUCGUAUUAGCGAGCAUCUAGCCAUGACUUGAAUAGAUCAAAACAUCACAUAGUCA